CUUUCUUCCUUUUCCGGUGCGCCGUGCCACGGGUGUUUGGGUAAUAUUUUUCGUCUUACAUUCUCGUCAUAUUACGUUAGUUUCAUCGCCUGCGAAAACGCAAGCUAGUUUUCAUUGGACCGGGUAAAACCAUUUGUUUUAUUAGAAGUCAUUUUUUUUGUUGUAUUUCGAGUACCUAUUUUCUAAUCUCGCUAUUCAACUUGAUUUUGCAUCUUAACUACCCAAUCUGAUGGAAAACGUCAGCUUUUAGAUAUUAUAUUGCUUCCUAUAAAUGCUUUUACACUGCAUGGUGACACCAUUAACAUUUAUAUCAUGUACUACAUCUUUCACUUAUCAUGUAAACAUAAUUGUGUGAUUAAGUUGUGAUAAAUUGGAUUAAGUCUCUGAGCUCGACCACUGUAUUGCGCAUUUACGGUUUUUAUGAACGUCGUUACAUGUUACAUGUCGACUGUGUGUUGGGAUGCUAUUUUUCAUAUUAAGAAAAUAUAAAUCUCGUUAUGUUAAUAUACGUCUAAUUACAUGGAAUAAUUAAAUUUGUCUUGUACAUUUUAAGCUGUGUUUCAAUUAAAAUACGUUUAAAAUGUUAGUAUCGAAAGUGGGAAAUGUAUCGAUAUCAUUGCAUGAUUUGUUCGAUCGCCGUAAUUGCGCACAUACAGAACAAUCGAAAAACCGUCGCCAAGGCAUUCUGGGUAAAAUUUCCGUGAGUAAUCAAAAUGGCUGUCUUACAACAGUUUCCGUUAUGCGGCUACACUUUAUCGUCAUUCCGAAAAUUUCGUAUGUUCCGUAAUUCCGUUUCGCGAGAUUCGUAAGUCGUAAAUUUAUAUAUUUUCUAACGAAAUGUGAUUUUUUCAGAUAUUUUGUAUUGUCGUGCACGAGAAAUUAAAUUUAUAGCAUUUGCAGGGCGUUCGGUAUAGCAAGGGGUGUUGAUGAAAGGUGGGGAGGGAAGAGUGCGCGCGCGCGCGCGUUGCAUGAUGGGACGAUGGACGAGAGGACGGUCGGGGAGGGCGAAAGAACGAGUCGAGUUCACAAAAUGGCGGCCAAGCUCAGGCCCGUGACCAUAUAGUACGUGAAAAUUCGAUAAUUUUGCACGAUGUCGCGACUCUAUACAUCAAUAGUCGUUUAACAUUGCAAAUACGUGUAUACGCGGUAGUUUAAGUAUUAAAUUAACGUGAAUUUGUGCGUGGUGCGUGUAAUAUCGAGAUAUCGGUGCGACGCGCAGACGGGACGAUGCAGAAAACAUUAGAGUCUGAGUCUGGUAAGGAAUCUGGAUCUGAUUCUGACAAUGAAAGUAAGAGCGAUAGCUCUUCUUCAGGGAGUAAUACAGGAUCUGGUUCAGGAUCAGAAAGUGACUCUAGCUCUUCAAGUGGUUCCGGGUCUGGAUCAGGUUCUGAUUCUAAUAAAUCAGAGAAGUCGGAUGCACCUGCACAAAGCGAUAGCUUCCAAAGCAAAAGUUCAAAUCACAGCACAGACACAAAAGUUAGGCUUAAAAAUGAGUCUAGUCGUGAAUGGGAUGAGAAUCCUGAUAUAUAUGGCAUCAGGAGAUCCGGGCGUUCUAGGAAAGAGCCAGAAAGGCUUGCAACUCAACGUGAAAGUGACAGUGAUAGUCGCAAGAUAUUUAAGAAAAAAAGUUCGCACAAUUCGUGGAACUCAGAUAGUUCAGAUUCUGAAUCUGAUGAUAUUGACAGCAGGAGGCCCCCGCCUAGCAAAUCGUUAAAUAGACGUGCAGCUCAAAAAGCAAAGGAAAAAGCAAGAGCGCGAAAAAAACGAAUUUCAGAAUCAUCUGAAAAUUCUUCCUUUGACAGUGAUGAUAAUAGACGGCAAGUUUCAAGAAGAACUGGCACAGCAGUUAGUUAUAAAGAAGAAAGUGAAGAGAGAACAGACAGUGAAGAUUUGGUGGAAGUUGAAGAAGGGAGUAAUACAAAUGCGGAACCUGAUAAUGCAGAAACGAUUGAACGAAUUUUGGGACAAAGACUGGGUAAAAAAGGAGUUACAGGAAAUGUUACAACAAUUUAUGCUGUUGAAGAAAAUGGCGAUCCUAAUCCAACGGAUUUGACUAAUGAAGAAACUGAAAUGCAGUACGCGAUAAAAUGGAAAGGAUGGUCUCAUAUACAUAAUACAUGGGAGUCAGAAGAAUCUUUAAAAGCACAAAAAGUAAAAGGACUGAAAAAAUUAGAUAAUUUUAUUAAGCGAGAACGGGAAAUUAAACAGUGGAGGGAUUAUGCUGGACCCGAGGAUAUAGAUUACUUUGAGUGUCAAUUAGAACUUCAACAAGACCUCCUCAAAAGCUAUAAUAAUGUUGAAAGAAUCAUUGCUGAAUAUAACAAGCCUGAUUCAGAUCAUCCAGAUUAUUAUUGUAAGUGGGAGAGUUUGCCAUAUGCUGAAGCCACAUGGGAAGAUGGAGCAUUGAUUGUCAAAAAAUGGCCAGAAAAAAUAAAAGAAUUUCGUGAUAGGGAAGAUUCAAAGAGAACGCCCAGUAAACAUUGCAAAGUCCUCAAAUCAAGACCCAAAUUUCAUCAAGUUAAGGGACAGCCUGAAUAUAUGGGCAGAGGACGAGAUUUGACCCUCAGAGACUAUCAAAUGGAUGGAUUAAAUUGGAUGAUACAUUCUUGGUGCAAAGAAAAUAGUGUUAUUUUAGCAGAUGAAAUGGGGCUUGGUAAAACAAUACAAACGAUAUGCUUCCUUUAUUACUUGUUCCAUACACAUCAGCUUCAUGGGCCAUUUCUAUUAGUCGUUCCUCUUUCAACAAUGACUUCCUGGCAAAGAGAAAUGUCACAGUGGGCACCAGACAUGAAUUUCGUCACCUAUUUGGGUGACGUUACUUCCCGUAAUGUUAUUAGAGAGUAUGAGUGGUGUUAUAGUUCAAAGAGAUUAAAGUUUAAUGCCAUACUCACGACUUAUGAAAUAGUACUUAAAGACAAAGCAUUUCUGGGUGCCUUAAAUUGGGCCGUGUUAUUAGUAGAUGAAGCGCAUCGAUUAAAGAACGACGAUUCUCUUUUGUACAAAGCACUUGCCGAAUUUCAUACAAAUCACCGCCUUCUAAUAACUGGUACACCAUUACAGAACAGCUUAAAAGAAUUAUGGGCCUUAUUACACUUUAUAAUGCCUGCUAAAUUUAAUUCAUGGGAAGAGUUUGAGAAAGAGCAUGAUAAUGCAGCUCAAAAGGGAUAUUCCAAAUUACAUAAGCAAUUAGAACCAUUUAUUUUACGUCGCGUUAAAAAGGAUGUAGAAAAGUCUUUACCUGCCAAAGUUGAACAAAUUUUACGCGUCGAGAUGACUUCUUUGCAAAAACAAUACUAUAAAUGGAUAUUAACUAAAAAUUAUAAUGCAUUACGGAAGGGCGUUAAAGGAUCUACUAUGACCUUCUUAAAUAUUGUUAUCGAAUUAAAGAAGUGCUGUAAUCACGCAUUUCUUACAAAACCUACCGAAAGUGAGAGAAAGGAGAGUAACGAGGAUUAUCUACAACAAAUAAUUCGCGGGUCUGGCAAAUUAGUUCUUCUUGAUAAAUUAUUGGUUAGGUUACGCGAAACAGGUCAUAGAGUAUUAAUAUUUAGUCAAAUGGUCAGAAUGUUGGAUAUCCUUGGUGAAUAUUUACAAAAGAGACACUUUCCAUUUCAAAGAUUAGAUGGAAGUAUAAAAGGAGAAUUACGAAAACAAGCAUUAGAUCACUUUAAUGCAGAUGGAUCGCCAGAUUUUUGUUUUCUAUUAUCAACAAGGGCAGGUGGUCUUGGUAUUAAUUUAGCUACUGCCGACACUGUCAUCAUUUUUGAUUCAGAUUGGAAUCCACAGAAUGAUUUACAAGCUCAAGCUAGAGCACAUCGUAUCGGUCAAAAAAAUCAGGUAAAUAUAUACCGAUUAGUGACUAAAAAUUCUGUGGAAGAGGAAAUAGUAGAAAGGGCGAAACAAAAAAUGGUUCUUGAUCACCUUGUUAUUCAACGGAUGGACACAACAGGCCGAACAGUAUUAGAUAAAAAAAAUGCGGGGACCAAUAAUAAUCCAUUCAACAAAGAAGAUCUAAAUGCUAUUUUAAAGUUUGGCGCUGAAGAUUUAUUUAAAGACGAAGAAGAUGGAGACGAGGAACCAACUUGCGAUAUCGAUGAAAUUCUAAGGAGAGCUGAAACGAGAGACGAAGGGCCUGCAACCGUAGGAGAUGAAUUGUUAUCUGCAUUCAAAGUAGCUAGUUUUGCUGCAUUCGAGGAAGAAGCUGAACCAGUCAAUCAGCCGAAUGACAAUGAUGACGAAAGUAAAGAUUGGGCGGAAAUUAUCCCAGAAAAUUUCAGAAAAAAAGUUGAAGAAGAAGAAAAAUCGAAAGAAAUGGAAGAUCUGUACUUACCACCGAGAAGUCGGAAAACUCUCCAGCAAAUUAAUCAAGGUGAAGGAAGGGGUAGAAAAAGAAAAAAGGCAUCCGCAGACGAUAGCGAAGAUGUUGAAGAUUCUGGAAGCGAAGCUGAAGGUAGUGAUGACGAACGUCCUAAAAAAAGAGGUCGACCAAGAGUCACACCCCGAGAAAAUAUCAAAAGUUUUACUGAUGCAGAAAUACGAAGAUUUGUUAAGAGUUAUAAGAAAUUCCCUGCACCCUUAAAACGAUUGGACGAUAUUGCUGCGGACGCUGAAUUACAAGAAAAGCCAAUGUCUGAAUUACGUUUCUUAGGAGAUCAGUUAAAAAGUAGAUGCGAAGCUUGUCUGUCAGAAUUCGAAAGUAUCGCUAAGGAAAAUAAAGGGGAAGAAGAGGGUAAAGGUCCCGGGCGUAAAAGGGGUCGAGGCCCCACAUUUAAAAUUGGCGGUGUUAUGGUUAAUGCUAAAUCUUUCUCAGCAGCGGUAAAAGAACUCGAACCUUUAGAACAAGCUUUGCCAUCAGACGCUGAACAACGAUCUAAUUGGCAUAUCGACAUUAAAUUAAAGCCUGCGAACUUUGAUUGUGAGUGGAACUCUGAAGAUGACUCUAGACUUUUGAAAGGUAUAUAUACGCAUGGUAUGGGUUCAUGGGAAGCGAUAAAAAUGGAUAACACUUUAAAACUUGGUGAUAAAAUUCUUCAAAAUGGGAGUAAAGUUCAUUUAAAAAAAAUUCACGCCCGAGCCGAAUACCUCUUGAAAGUACUCAAGAAACAAAUUGAUACCAAACUAGGAGUGACUAAAACACGGAAACCAAGAAAACCAAAGGAAGUAAAAACAGCAAUUACGAAAGAAAUUAUAGAGGAAAACGACAGUUCAGGGGACGAAAAUAGUAAAUCCAAACCAAAGGUUGAAAAGCCACUUGUAAAGAAGGAAGAAGAAGUGGUUGUAAAGAAGGAAACUAAAGAAGAAGUCGAAGAUGUACCUGAAGAGAAAAAAAAGGAAAAGAAGACUAAGAAGGAAAAGAAAGAAAAUAAAAAGGCUAAAAAGACUAAGCAAGCCGCUGGUCCUAUGCAUUUUACUGCCAAUAACGAACCAAGAGCUUUGGAUGUUCUUGGAGAUUUAGAUCCUUCUAUAUUUAACGAGUGUAAAGAAAAAAUGAGACCAGUAAAGAAAGCACUCAAAGCUUUGGACAGGCCUGACCAGUCUUUAAGCGAGGCGGAACAAGUUGCUAAUACAAGGCAAUGUCUCGUUCAAAUUGGAAAUCAAAUUAAUACUUGUCUCGAAGAAUACAGAGAUCCCGAACAAAUUAAGGAAUGGAGAAGCAAUUUAUGGUAUUUUGUGUCCAAGUUUACAGAGUUUGACGCAAAGAAACUUUACAAGUUAUACAAACAUGCAACAAAAAAGGGAGGUGAAAGUAAUACAAGUGCCGCGUCGAGUCCAGAAAAGAAGGAGGAGCCAAGUAACCUCAAGAAACAUACGGAGAAAUCUUACGAGAAACAUAUCGAUAAACAGCAAAUAGAGACCAGUAAAGACAGAAUACAGAAACGUAGAGUCGAAGAUAUAGAAGAAAAUUCUAAUGGUAGCACGCCAAGCAAGAAACAUUUCUCAGCUCUGUCUGCUGUAAGCAAUAUCAGCAAUACAUCUGCGGUUACUAUUGGUGCUAUCACUAUUACUCCUAUCACAUCAACUCCAAAUUCUACGUCAAGUACCACCAAUAGCACGGAUACACCGCGGCACAAAGAAAAAGAAUCAAAACACAAAGAUGUAAAACGGGACAGGGAACGUGAUAGGGACAGAGAUAGACAGCAUAGUGAUAGAAGUAUGGAGAGAAUGAGUGGAGGAAAAGAUGAGAGGAUCAGAAGAGACAGUGGUGGUUACAGUAUAAGCGGACAUUACAGUGGUAGCAGAGAAGAUGAUCAUUGGUUACCCCGUGAUGGAAGGGACAUGAGGGACGGAAGAUUCGGAGACCAUAAGCGUGAUCGUUUCGAUUAUGCAAGGAUGUCCAGCGGAUAUCACCGGGAUAGAGACAGAGAGCGUGAACGCAAUAUGCACAUGAAUGACAAAAGAAGGUAUCAUCCAUCGAGUUAUGGAUAUGGUCCAGGAGGUUAUGGGAGCGGAGGUGGUGGUGGUUAUCCGCCAUCUGAUAUUGCGCCAAGUCAUUUUAGGGGCCGUGGUUAUCCUGGUGAUGGCUAUCCUGGAGAUGGGUAUCCCGGGGAUGGUUAUCCCAGUGAUUGGCGGCCAAACAAAGACUACAGACGAGAUUAUGAUCGAAGACCUCCUCCACCAAAUGCUAAUUCCUAGUGCUCCUUCCUCGUUACCGUUCUCGAAUGUGUCGUUGAGCGGUUGUAAUUCUGAUGGAGCCUUCCGUUGUUUUACCUGACUGAGCACUGUACAUUAUGCUCGCUUAAAUGUGGUUACAUGCUAAUUUCUUUACACAGUUUAUCCUGUGAUAGUACCACACGCGACUUGUACCUAUGUAUAAAAUCUAUUCCAAUGCUUACUUAAUAUGCGAUGAAUUCUACCAUGAUUGAAUUGUCUUUUUAAGACUUUUGAGGAGAGGUUGUGCAAAGAUAAAAAAAUUGAUACAUAUUCUUAGUACAUAAUUAAUACUUUUUUUUAUAUAUAUAUCAGAUUUCUUGCAAAAACGGUGAUAUUGAAUUUUUAAGUUUGUAUUCAUUAAUAUAUUUAUCACGCAUGAGAAAUUAUGUUCAUGUAUUCAAAACAGUUUUAUUAGAGUGCAAUUAUAGCAAGAUUUGUCUGAUAACGAAGUAAAAUCAAAUCAAUGUGGUUUUAGUGUAUAAUAUUACGUACAAUGUUGAAACAUAAUUUAAACUGGUACGCCUUCCUGAAACACAUAUAAUAUAUUUUGCAUUUUCGAUACUGAACAAGUACGUUUAAUAGAUGUUUAGCUUGUAUACAGUUAUUCACUAUUUCAAACUAUGCUACGUUUCAACAUAUAUCUUCAAACUUUUACAAUUGAUUUCUAGUGUAAUAAUUUCACUUACCAUUGAUCUACCGAUCUAAUUGCACUACAAUAGACAUUAAAUCAUCAGCGUCUUACUUAAUACAAUGAUGUCUGUAAAAUUGUACAAAUUAGUGAACAUAUAAAUUUUCUAUAAACUGAAACUCCACAGAAAUCUUGCAUCAAAAGGAAUAUGUAGUAUAAUACAACAACUCUUCGUAUUAGUGUACAAUGUAGGUGGUCUACACUGUCUCAAUACGCAUGUAUUUAUUAUAAAAUUAAGAACAAGACGACAUAUGAUAUUUGACAACAGAUGAUCACGUUCUCGAAAGAGCAAGAAUAACUUUCUUCUCUUUUAUAUAGAAUUUAUACUUUCGCAAUUGAAAAUUAGAUAAGAAUUCUAUUUUUGCGUUCAUUCUUUUAAAGUACCAUAGUUUUGUAUCCUAUCUGAAGCGAUGUGAGAUAUUGUAAAUAUUAGUAUAAGGCGAUAGUUAUAUUCGAUGUAUAUUUAACUAUGGAGUUACUGAGAUAGUAUUCCGAUCUUUUUUUUGUAGAAAGAAUAAACGAAAGACUAGAUCCCUCAGUUUUGCUUCGGUUAAGAAUUAUUGAAUAUAACUACAAUAUCGUAAGUAGAAUGAGGAAAUGAGUUUUUAAUUAUCCAAUGAUCAAUAUCUCUAGAACGGUAUUCAAAUGGUUCUCAAUUAAAUCUUAAAUUAUUAUAAGGAUUUGUAAAGUGGAUACGUUUUUGCGAGAACUUUGUAUUCUGUCGUUUAUCUAUUAGGACGCUACAAACAAUAUCGAUUGCGCUAUAUUUCCGUAACGAACAUUUGGGAAUUUUAUAUCCGUGAAAAAAUGAAAGUCAUAAGCUUUUUGUAAUUUACGCAUUAAUUUUUUUGAACCUAAAAAAUCACAAAAGCACUAGAAUAUUUUCUUAAUAGCGUUUAUUUCCUAUUAUUCGAAUUUAUUCUUUGUCAAACAACAUGCCUUUAGCGAGGCUCUAAUACAAAAAAAAAAGAAUUUGUAGAAUAUUUUAUCCAUACAAACUAAAUCAAUCAAUGGUUAAAGUUUUAGCGUGCAUUUUUGUAAAUAAUAAUAUACACAGGUGAUGAUAUCUGGCCAGAACAAAGUGGAAUUGUACGGACUACAUUAACGAUACUUUGUGUCUUAACGUACGAAUAAAAGUACAUACAUUGAAACUACACCAUAAUAGAAAUCUGCUAGCUUAGGUUUUUAAUUGCAAAGUGAUAUUCUAAACAGUGAGCUAUUUAUAAUUUAUUACUAGCCGAAUACAGACCGUGAGUAAUAAAGCAAAGUAUGUUGUAAAUAUAAAAUAA
Messenger RNA from Hylaeus anthracinus, 8628 nucleotides. RefSeq names its product chromodomain-helicase-DNA-binding protein 1 (gene Chd1). Bases 1228 to 6633 code for a protein of 1801 amino acids. Gene Ontology annotation, biological process: regulation of transcription by RNA polymerase II; nucleosome organization. Gene Ontology annotation, molecular function: DNA binding; chromatin binding; ATP binding. NCBI's taxonomy places the organism in Eukaryota, Metazoa, Arthropoda, Insecta, Hymenoptera, Colletidae. Gene Ontology annotation, cellular component: nucleus; chromatin. The transcript has 17 exons. The record is from RefSeq and is a predicted model, not a curated record.